Salpingoeca rosetta is the source of this 2608-nucleotide messenger RNA. Its product is annotated as tetratricopeptide protein. NCBI's taxonomy places the organism in Eukaryota, Choanoflagellata, Craspedida, Salpingoecidae. Bases 17 to 2608 code for a protein of 863 amino acids. The transcript is spliced from 2 exons. Gene Ontology annotation, cellular component: kinesin complex. The record is from RefSeq and is a predicted model, not a curated record. Gene Ontology annotation, molecular function: protein binding.
CAAGAACAGAGCCACGAUGGCCGACGAGCACCGCCUGACAGACGGCGUGUCUGUGGAGGCGAUCAAGACCUUUUUCGCAGACCUGAAGAAGGAGUUCCCCGACACGUACACUGAGAUGACCACGGAGGAUGCCUGCAAGCAACUGGUUGUGCCACGCACACGCCAGGACAACUGCGCCUACGUCGAGCAGCUGCGCAAGCAGUCGCCAGAACACGUGAACAAGGCCACCGUCUUUGUGUCGCACGCAUGGCGGUACAAGAUCGCAGACGUGCUCAACGUCUUGCUGGAGUUUGCAGAGGAGCAAGCAAGCAAGGAAGACAGCCAGCCAGUCUUCUUCUGGUUUGACCUCUUCAUGAACAACCAAAACGCCAACGUCACGGCCAACCUCCCACAAGAGUGGUGGAGCACGACGUUCAAGAAGUCGAUUGCCAACAUUGGCCAUGUGCUGCUGGUGCUCAUGCCGUGGCGAGACCCUGUUCCCUUGACACGCGCGUGGUGUUUGUGGGAGAUCUUCUGUGGCAUCAGCAACGAAGGCACAGAGGUCACCAUCCAACUGCCCAAGAGCGAAGAACAGGCGCUCGAACACACCAUCUACAACGACUAUAAAGCCGUCACAGACACGCUGGUGCGCGUGCAGGCAGAGCGAGCCGACGCCUUCAACCCGCACGACAAACACAUGAUCUUCACGGCGAUCGAGUCGUGGGCGGGCGGCUUUGGCGCAGUCAACCAGGCCGUGAAGGACCAGCUGCGCGCGUGGUGCCUGCAAAAGGCGGUGGGUGCCGUCGAAACAAUGCGAGCACGAGGCGAGGACAAAACUGACGCCUUCGCGGGGCUGUGUGGUGCGGUUGGGUCGGUGCUGAGCGAGUUUGGCGAGCACGACAAGGCAAUUGCCUACUACGAGACAGCGCUGGCAGUUUACCUGCGCACCGAAAAGGAGAAAGGAGAGAACGUGGCAGUGUCGAACAACAACCUCGGCAACGCCUACUGCAGCAAGGGCGAGUACGACAGAGCGAUUGCGUUUUACGAGAAGGACCUCGCCAUCACGGUGGAGACGCUGGGGGAGAAACACCCCAGUACAGCUAGCACGUACAACAACCUCGGCACCGCCUACUACAGCAAGGGCGACUUCGACAAGGCGAUCCACUACUACAAGAAGGCCCUCGCCAUCACGGUGGAGACGCUGGGCGAGAAGCACCCCAGCACAGCCGACUCGUGUGUGGGCCUCGGCAUCGCCUACGAGAAGAAGGGCGAGCUCGACAGGGCGAUUGCGUUUUAUGAGCAGGCGCUCGCCAUCAUGGUGGAGGCGUUGGGUGAGAAGCACCCGAACACAGCCGACACCUACAACAACAUCGGCAGCGUCUACUACAGCAAGGGCGACUACGACAGAGCGAUCGAGUGUUUUGACAAGGCGCUCGCCGUCAGGGUGGAGACGCUGGGUGAGAAGCACCCGAGCACAGCACAGACGUACAACAACCUCGGCGGCGCCUACCACGACAAAGGCGACUACGACAAGGCAAUUGCGUUGUAUGAGAAGGCCCUCGCCAUUACUGUGGAGGCGUUGGGGGAGAAGCACCCGAGCACAGCCACGUCGUACAACAAUCUCGGCGGCGCCUACGCCCGCAAGGGCGAAUACGACAAGGCCAUUGCGUGUUAUGAGAAGGCCCUCGCCAUCUACGCGGAGACGCUGGGCGAGAAACACCCAAGCACAGCCGACACGUACAACAACCUCGGCGCCGCCUACGUCGACAAGGGCCAGUACGGUAAAGCCAUCCACCACUACGAGCAGGCCCUCGCCAUCAAGGUGGAGACGCUGGGCGAGAAGCACCCGAGCACGGCCAUGACGUACUUCAACAUUGGCCUGCUGCACGACACGCGAGGGGACAAGGAGCAGGCCUGCGCCUAUGUCCAGCAGGCACUCGACGUUUUCGCGACCACGCUUGGGCCAGACCACCCAAACACCCGCAAGGCGGAGCGCAGCCUGCGGCGCAUUUGUGGUGGUGGUGCUGUGAACGCCCAGCAUGCAUCCACGCAACACGUGUCAGGGUCUCGACUUCAGCAGCAAAACGUGCUUGCUCAUCGCCACCUUCUUCUUCGGUUCAUCUCGUCUGCUGUUGUGUACCAGUCGUCUGCUCCACAACGCAACUUGCUUAUGCGGUUUCUCGGUGCACUUGCACAGGUUCACGCUGAGGCAAGACGCCCAGCAAACACAGGCAGCGACGGUGAGGACAAGAAGACAGGGACUGGGCACGGCUGUCCUCGUGGCUACUCUGCACCAGCAAGAGCGUUGUACAAGGACGCUUGCAAGUGCCCUGGUGAGCCACUGAUCGGCUGGUUGCGGAAGCGUGGGCGACGGAGGGCCGCCUUUCGCCCGUGCUGGUGCAAGUUUGACGACGACGGCCACCUCGCGUACGGCAAGUGCGCGUCAGGCACGGCCAAGCGACGCAUCCCCCUUUCCAGCGUGCAGUCAGCUGAGCUCGCCCAUGGUGGCGAGGAGUUACACGUUGCUGUUCCCGGCCGCACCUUCGUCUUCCGCCUGCACGCGCACUCUGACACCUCGCUCGCUGACUGGUGCACCGCCAUCAACAACCGCAUCAACACCACCACUUGA